AUUUGUUGAAUGUAUCGAUAAAGAGUUUUCUGGUCAAAUUAAUUUCAAAAUCAUGUCGAGAUAAUCAAAAUUACGUCGUGUUAUGGAACUACAAGAUGAUGUUACCAAACGGAACUUGUUCCUGUCGUCGUUUUUGGGUGGAGGCGUGGCUGGGUUAUUUGUUGAUAUGGUACUUUUUCCGCUAGACACCCUAAAGACAAGAUUGCAGGCAGAGCAGGGUUUUAAAAAGGCCGGUGGUUUUAGAGGAAUCUAUAAAGGCGUGGGGCCCCAAGCGAUUGGAAGUGCCCCACAAGCUGCCGUUUUUUUUGUAACUUAUGAGUCAAUUAAGCACUAUUCUGAGUCUUUUGUUUCCAUAAAUUCUAUGCCACUUGUUUAUAUGUUUGGGGCUGCUGUAUCAGAAGUGAUGACAUGCCUGAUUAGGGUACCUAUGGAGGUUGUAAAACAGAGGAGGCAGACAGAUAGUUCUAACAGCUCUGCUUUGAAGAUUGCUAUGUCUGCCUAUAAAUAUGAAGGAAUCUGUAAAUUUACAAUCAAGGGUCUGUAUAGAGGUUUUGGUUCAACCAUCAUCAGGGAAGUGCCAUUUUCCGUUAUACAAUUUCCAAUACUCGAAUACUUAAAGACAACUUACAGGAAAAAAUUUAAAAAUAACAUUCCACUGGAGUCUUGGGAAGUGGCUGUUUGUGGAUCUAUUGCCGGCGGAUUUUCGGCUGCCGUAACCACUCCAUUGGAUGUAGUCAAGACUAGAAUAAUGCUGGCUGAUAGAAAAUUGUUAAAAAAUGUCAAUUUAACCUUUAGGAGCACUUUUCUAAAAAUUUACCAUAAAGAAGGUGUUAAGGGGUUAUUUGCUGGGGUUGUACCCAGAACACUAUGGAUAUUCUUGGGCGGAUACAUAUUUUUUGGUAGUUAUGACUUUUCCAAGAAUUUCUUCUAUGAAGUUUUGGAAGAAGACAGAUGACAUAUAGCACUUUGUAGGAGUUGAAUAGAUUAUUAACUUAUUGAAAUUGUUGUGUUUUUA
Molecule: messenger RNA, 1015 nt
Organism: Cylas formicarius (sweet potato weevil)
Lineage: Eukaryota; Metazoa; Arthropoda; Insecta; Coleoptera; Brentidae
Product: S-adenosylmethionine mitochondrial carrier protein homolog
Exons: 7
Coding region: 83-955 (290 amino acids)
Biological process (GO): transmembrane transport
Cellular component (GO): mitochondrial inner membrane
Molecular function (GO): S-adenosyl-L-methionine transmembrane transporter activity
Source: RefSeq, a predicted model, not a curated record